This is a messenger RNA of Cyphellophora europaea CBS 101466, 1380 nucleotides long. RefSeq lists its product as uncharacterized. The coding region runs from base 1 to 1380 and encodes 459 amino acids. Gene Ontology annotation, cellular component: cytosol. The record is from RefSeq and is a predicted model, not a curated record. The transcript has a single exon. Gene Ontology annotation, molecular function: glycerone kinase activity. Gene Ontology annotation, biological process: glycerol catabolic process. Lineage: Eukaryota; Fungi; Ascomycota; Eurotiomycetes; Chaetothyriales; Cyphellophoraceae.
AUGGCGCACAUUGUUGAUGGGGACAGCCAUAUUGGCCGCUACCUGACUGCGCAGCCUGAACUGAAUACUUCGCUCGAGUACAAUGGCGACUCCGGCGUGCUGUACGACGCCUCAAUGGCCAGCAAGGCACAUGCACGCACCGCGCUUGUUGCCGGUGCUGGCAUGAGCCGUGCUACGGCGGCCAAAUACGCCCAAUUCGUCGGCCCCGGCAUGCUGUCGGGUCUGAUGGUCGCCCCCAAAUCUCUUGAACAUGACAAGAACAAGGCACCAGCAUCCUCUCUUGGAUCCCAGCUUGGGAAACUGUCAGAUGCACUACGUCUUGGAAACAAGCACACUGAGAUGCAAUGGAUCGGACCGACCACUCUCGACCUGGACCGCUCUUCCGAUAUCCCACGCUAUCACGGAAUGGCCUCGUUGCUCGAGGUCGAUGACGGACUUGCUGGAACCGAACAGGGGGCCGAAGUCAGCGUUAUUCUGCCGAUGAAGAUCUGCGGUGCGCUCGCUUCCAUGGGCUACGACUCCAAGACCGUCCAUAAUGUGGGAAAGCUUGUACGCAAUAAUAUGAUGAGCGCCGACGCACCUGUCUCGGACAAGCCUAUGGCGUUCUCCAGCAUUCCUUCGGCCGUCGAGAACAUGCUUGAUGGCCUCUUCAAGCCGUGGUGGCCCAACCAAAAGCGGGUCAGAUCGGUUCAUUACAAUUCCAAUGAGCCGGUCCUGCUUAUCAACGAUUCUGGGCGUUGCGGAGGCGUCAAGCUUGGGAGUGUUGUGACUGAGGCGCUGGAGCAGCUCCAAAAGAAGCACAACACAUGGCCAGUCCGCGUGUAUGCCGGCAACUUCAUCGAAGGCGAUGAUCCGAAUGGACCCGAAUUCUCCAUCACCUUACUGAACGUCGUCAACACCGAUAUCGGCGGACCGUCCAUGAUCCAAUUGCUGGAUCAUCCAUGCAACACUCUUGGAUGGAAUGGCUGCAUGCGUCGCGAGGUCUGGAAUGGCCGCGACCUGCUCGAGCGAGUUCAGCAGGAAGACGAGGUAGUCGGCAAAAUGCGAGGUCUGACCACGGACGAGAAUGCCGCAGACGCAGGCGGUCGCGAAGACGGCGAGAUGGACGGCGAGGGUGAGGAGACCGAGACCGAGGAUGACAAGUCUCCAUUCUCGUAUGAUGAUCCGUAUGCCAACCGCACUCCUGUUCAUCAUCCGACCUGGGACCAUACAACCAAAUCGGAGAGCCUGAUUGACAUAGUCAAGAAUCAGGGCUCCAGUGAUCCGCCUGGUGCAAAACCUGGUGACAGUCCCAAGAGUGAGGAGGGAAGCCUCGACAAAGGUGCUGAGAAGAAGCGCCGCACUGAGUCCAGUAGCAGCGAGGGCUUCACAUUCGUGUAG